CAAACCAACCCCAGAACCUUAAACAAUGAUAUGAUUUCAUAAUCCAACCUUGGAAUUCCCACUACAACAAUAUUCAUUCUAAUCAACCAUAAGGCUGAAUUUUUCACUUGUUUUUGUGUGAUACUUCAUUGUUUGCAGAUCCAUUGCAAUUCAUUACAUUGGAAACGCAAUUGUUCGACAUACCUCCAUGAGAUAGUGGUGGUCUAUUAGCUAUGGCAUCUCCUCCGCGUCGCCGAUCAUCUCGACUUCGUACUCCAGUCAAAGUAUGUAUAACAAGCACACUUACCUUUAUUAUCAUUGUAACGACCAUUGACUUGUCAUUUGUUCUAGACACUCCCUAAUCCAAAUACAAAUACACAUCUCACAUCUCUCGCCGAGGCUGAUGAAGCUCCUAUUUAUCCUUCCCUUCCGGAAGUUUCGUCACCAGUCCAAACGCCUCAAACACCAGCUACUUCCGGCCGUCUUGUCCCACCUCGAGAGGAAAUGCAUCCAUCCAUGACACAUAAAUCUACUACUCAAAAGCCCGACUCAGGACUCCGUCAUGGUUUUGUUGACAUCAACCCAAAGGGCGAUAACCAGCCGUCUGGUGUCCAUCAAAAAACCCCCUCGAAAAUUGGCAUCAGCUCACCAACAUUCGAUUUUAAAUUCGCGCGUCCUUCCCCCCUUCUUGGCCCCGAAGCUCAGCGCAUGAUGGAUGAACUACGUGAAGAGGCACUCCGUAUCAAAGCUAAGCUUGCUGCAGAACGAGAAAUGGAACGAAAGAACAACCCGGAGGGUAGCUACAUGGGAGGCCGAAAGAUCGCGCAAGCAAAGGGCAAGGUCAACAGAUACAGUGAUGUUCAUAUGGCAGAGUAAGUCUUGUUCAAAAAGCUUUCGAUGUUUGAAAUUAUUUCGAUGCCUGAAAUGGCUUCAAUGACUGAAAAGAUCACGGUGUCUGGAUUUAUUUCAAUGUCUGGAAUUAUUUCAAUGCCAGGAAUAAUUUCAUUGUUUGAACAGAUUCUGGUGUCUGAAAUUAUUUCGAUAUCUGAAAUAAUUUCAAUGUUUAAGAAACCUUCAAUAUCUGUUUCAAAUUUUACUCUGUCGGCCAAAAUUUCUGACUUCAUAUAGGUUCAAAAAGAUGGACAGCAUCGCCAAUCAUCCAUCCUCUUUCCGUGCUCAACCAGGUCGAAUUACUCCUACUACUGCUGCUAUCAAGCGCACACGAUCUAAAGCUAAGCUGGGUGAUAAGAAUGUCACUCAAAGUGAAGAUUCUUCCCAAGAUGCUGAUAGUGACCGGCUUGAAAAUACUGCACCUGCCAAGCGUGCUCGUCAACGCACGACGGAUGAUGCCUCAUCUCAACGACCAGUGUCCCGUGGCAAGUCUGAAAAUAUCCCCAUGCCUUCUACCCCACGCCACCAGAUUUCCAGCUUUCCUGCACACUUGGCAACACCCACACAAGCAUCUAUGGCUCGUGCCCAAAGUGUCAAACAUCCUGCCACUCAAAUUCCCAGCCUGUCCAGAUCACCAUCAAAGUCAAAUCUGCAAAAUACACCUCGCGUUAUGACGAAAUCUGCUACGGUGAACAAUAUCGCCGGAUCGAUGACAGCACCAAGUAAAUCUAUGCCCCGAACUCCAAGCAGAUUCGAUCGCGUUAAGUCUAUUCUUAGGCAUCCAGGCUCAAGCUUCAGCACAAAGAAGACAGACGAGGCGUCAGCUAUACCUUCAGUUGCUAGAAGUCCAAGCAAGUACGACCUUGCGAAGGACCUACCCUCUGUUCCGACAACUCCUAUUGGGGUCGGCCGUUCUAAGAGUAUGAAGCAUGUUGGAUUCACUCCUGAGACGAGGAAGCACAACGAAGCUAAGCACAAUGAGGCCACUGUUCCACAAUCUCCAUCUCCAGUAAAGUCUAGCAUCCCUCGCUCCACCUCAAAGUCCAAUGUCAAAGUUGGUUCUUCAAUUGCCCCUCGCAGGCCUCUACUUCAAGAAUCAUCUAUUAAGCGACAAGCAAAAGAUGCUGAGAUGUCUGGAACUGAUACGGUCGAGUAUCCUUCUCUUGCUGGUGUUAAACCUCUUCCAGAACCACCUCGUCAAGCUCCUCCUCCACAUCUUCCUCCUUCAAUUCCUGGUACUUUUACUUUCCGCAGUGACCAUACUAUCAGCUUCGGUGCUUCUCCAAAGGGAUUUGGUCCAUCGCCUAGUCAGGCUACUGUCCGCCAAGUUCGGCGCAGUAUCUUCCCUGACAGUAUGCCUGGCAGCUUUCCUGAUGGUAACAAAGAGAACACUGAUCCUCCUGUCCGUGAGUCGAGCAAGAAGCCCACUAACCUCUCAGUUAUUCCUACAGUUCAUCAUGGUAUGUCCAACAAGAAGCGUAGAAGAGUUGAAUCUGAUGGCGAGGAUGAAGCACGAUCACCAAAGAAGCAAAAGGCUCCAGAGGGUGCUAUGCUGAUGGCUCCGAGACUUCAAGCUGGAAAAAACGUUACUGCUUCGACUCCAAGUCCUGCCAAAAAAAGAGGACUAACUUUUAGCCGACUCAAUAUGCUUGCACGACCAAAGACCAGGAAAUAAUUGAUUUGGCGAUUUUCAGUUGAAUGGCAGCUGUCUAUUGUUCUAUUCUUGUUUAUAUCUCCAUACAACUCAUGCAUGUUCAGGAUUGAUUUUAAUGGGAUUGGAGUAUAAGGUUGGCGUCAACCCGAAAAUAUCACAUGUGCUUCAAAGUGGGUGGCUGGACCUACAAGAUUACUACAUUUGGAAAGAGCUUUGCUUAGGUUAUUCUUUCUCGAUGAAGGAGUUGUAGGAUAUCAUGAUUGAUGUGUAUUUAAGUCAAUACUCCAGAUUGCUCUUUUUAGUUAAUGACGAAUGAAUAAAAAGUUACUUAUUUAAAGUUU
This is a messenger RNA of Sclerotinia trifoliorum, 2865 nucleotides long. Lineage: Eukaryota; Fungi; Ascomycota; Leotiomycetes; Helotiales; Sclerotiniaceae. The record is from the annotation of a GenBank genome assembly.